ACCAACAGAUCCAUCUCAAAGAAAUUACCUUCUACAACAAUUGAAGUCAUGAGCACAUACACAAGAAGAAGUCUCAGUCCUCAUGGGCAGCAUGAUAUUCCAGGACAAAGACAAGGAAAUGUCUAUACUCAAGUUCAACAUGGCAGGAGAGCAGAUGGAGUAGGCCGCCCAUUUCCAAACAAGCCUGUUAGCCACAGAAGACCUCUCAACUCCAGGACACAAGACUCACUUGAUCUGUAUGAUUUUGAAAAAAUCACUAUUACAAAACAACAAAGAGGCUCUUUUUUGCCCCAAGAACAUAAUUUAAAUGACAUCAGAAAGACCACUGGAUCCCAGCAUACAAGAAAAGACUCACACAGACUGCCCAGUGGAGAACUGCAGAUGGCCAGAGCAAUUCAUGCAAAAGAACUAAUGCUACAGGAGAAGCUGUGGAGGGUUGAGGAAGUAAUAAGACAAAAGAUCCAGAGGGAUAGUGUUGCAGUUGCUGCAGGUAAUGAUGAGAUGACAAGUGAGAAGGAGAUGCAUGAUGGGGGACAAGCAGAGAGGGGAAAAGCUCACACAAAAACCAAGCUGUCUGAGCAGCACAGAAGAGAAGCACUGAGAAGCGGAGAAAUAUUGAUCAGACCGCACAAAGAGAAGCUGGGACUCAUGAAUAGUACAGACACCAACUUCCAGCUACUUCCUUGCACAAUCUGCAACAGAAAGUUUAAAAGUGACAGGUUAGAAAAACAUGUCCAUAUCUGUAAAAAGGUGAGCCGAUCACAUCGUCAAGUCUUCAACUCCUAUGUUAAUAGGACCAAAGGAUCUGCCAUUGAGGAGUUCUGGAAAACUCACAGCAGAAGCAAAACUCCAGAGGUGUUACAGGAAAAGAGCAAAAGACAGAACCACAAAGUGUACACGAAGGGUCGACUCCCAGCUGGAUCUUCACAGCAAAAAUUAUCCAAGUGAGCCGACAUGAACAGACCCAGAUGCUUUGGUCCUGGACCAGUUGAACAACAAAUCCUCAUGUAUCAGCACAUUAAGUCAUCCAUCUUGUUAUUGUCAAUCGUCUCUGAAUUGUUUGGUUUUAUCCCUUUUGAUAGAGACCUCGUCUCCACUGCUUAAAUAUAUUCCCUAACUAAACAUAACUGUGUAAGAUAGUUUUAGAUGCUUUUUAUAAGGAAAGCCCGUGUUAAUAUCAGCAAGUAGAAAAGUUACAGUAUAUUUUAGCUGACAUUGUGGGAAAUAUUGACUGUACACAAGUAACAACAGACAGAUGUUAGUUUUAUUUAUGGCAAAUCAGGAAGCAACAGUGUGACUGUGAGAGGAGUGUUCGUUACUGUUACAUCUCCACAAUAUUUGGUAAACCUCAGUAAAAAGUAAACCACAUUUCAAAUGCUGUCAACACGUAUUAAAAAAAUUCACAUAAGCCACAGCAUUGUCAUAUUUGCUCUAAUUUUGGUUUCAAUAGCUCUGACUGUAUUUAACGCUGCAUUUUACUGCAUGAAAACACUGCCAGUGUUAUACUGUUGACAUCCGACAGUUCACAAGUUAACACAAGUUAAAAGCUUGUAAGAUAACUAUGACAAAGGGUUUUACACAACACACACAAUAAACAAAACCAACUUAUCUCAAACAAAAAAAUGCAAUUGGAUAUUUGCUUUCA
Seriola dumerili (greater amberjack) is the source of this 1645-nucleotide messenger RNA. RefSeq names its product zinc finger C2HC-type containing 1C (gene zc2hc1c). The record is from RefSeq and is a predicted model, not a curated record. The coding region runs from base 49 to 948 and encodes 299 amino acids. The transcript is spliced from 3 exons. Lineage: Eukaryota; Metazoa; Chordata; Actinopteri; Carangiformes; Carangidae.